Amphiprion ocellaris (clown anemonefish) is the source of this 1764-nucleotide messenger RNA. RefSeq names its product olfactory receptor 49-like. Gene Ontology annotation, biological process: G protein-coupled receptor signaling pathway. The record is from RefSeq and is a predicted model, not a curated record. Gene Ontology annotation, cellular component: membrane. Bases 125 to 1054 code for a protein of 309 amino acids. The transcript has a single exon. Gene Ontology annotation, molecular function: olfactory receptor activity; G protein-coupled receptor activity. NCBI's taxonomy places the organism in Eukaryota, Metazoa, Chordata, Actinopteri, Pomacentridae.
ACACACCCUGUGAGGGAUGGAAAGCCAAAGAGCAGGAAAGUAAUUUUUUCUACCCUCAUUACGUUGUGCAAAUGCAAUUUGCUGUCUGUGCAGUAUUCAAAAGGCAUCCAAGAAACGGUCAUGUAUGAUGGAUAAUGUUUCAGUUAUUAACAUGCUUACUCUGUCAGGGUUAAGCGGAACAGCAAAUUACAGAGUUACUCUCUUUGUUCUCACUUUACUGUGUUACUUUGUGAUUUGGUUGGUAAAUAUGACCAUUAUUGUGACAAUCAUUGUGGAUAAAAGCCUUCAUGAACCCAUGUACAUCUUCCUCUGUAAUUUGUGCAUUAAUGCACUUUAUGGGACUGCAGGGUUUUAUCCCAAAUUCCUCUAUGAUCUUCUGUCUGCCACUCAUGUCAUUUCUUAUGCUGGAUGUCUUCUGCAGGGUUAUGUGUUGCACUCUUCUGCUUGUGCUGAUUUUUCUCUUCUAGCUCUGAUGGCCUAUGACAGAUACGUGGCCAUAUGUCGACCGCUGGUGUACCAUACUGCGAUGAGUAAACAAAGAAUUUGCAUCUUCGUGUUUAUCGCUUGGCUUAUUCCCUUUUACUUGCUGUUCAUGAGCACAAUAACGACAUCAGCAUUGAGGUUAUGUGGCUCACUCAUACCAAGGAUCUACUGUGUUAAUUGGUUGAUUUCUAAUCUAGCUUGCUCUGCCUCCAUAGCUACAGUUAUUGUUCCAGCAUUUAACUAUACUUUUUACUUUGGCCAUGUUGUUUUUAUUUUUUGGUCUUACUUAUAUCUCAUCAAAACAUGCCAAUCGUCCAAAGAGAAUACAAGUAAAUUUAUGCAGACAUGUAUGCCACAUGUAUUCUCUUUAGCAGUUGUCGGUUUAUCUUUCCACUUUGAUUUGUUAUACAUGCGUUUUGGCAAAAAAGAAAUAUCACAAAAUGUUAAGAAUUUUAUGGCGAUGGAAUUUCUCCUCAUUCCCCCAAUAUUCAAUCCCAUCAUGUACGGUUUGAAACUGACACAAAUAAGACAAAGACUUUCUAAAUUUAUAUGCAGUAAAAGUAGUUUAUAGAUCAAAGUCAUGAGUUUGCCCGCAUUCUGUUUGUAUACAUGUGCGAUUUGGAGAGAAUGACACGUUGUUUCUCAGUUAAAAUCCAGUUUUUUAAUAUUUGUGUCACAAAAUAAUUGCAACAUGAAAAGCACUUUACUCACUGUUAAAUGAUGCAUGUAUCGAAAACAUCUUUGUCUCUGUCAAGGACAACAGCACACAAACAGAAUGUGCAGAAAACAGUGUCUGUCUCUGGGGUGUUGCCGUUGAACACACAACACUGAAAUGUGCUCUGAAGAAACUGCUUGAAAAUCUGACACAGUGAUUCAUUCACAAUUUUGUUGUUUUUGUUAACUGUCUGAACAUGGUACGCAUGCAGUGCUCUCAUGCAAAGUACUGGUGUAGUUUUAAAUAGAGAGCCAUUCGAGCUAUAGAAACUAUGGACUGUAUUCACUGCAGCUCACUUGUAAACAUUCAGAUCCUAUAAUUUGUGUAAAAGAUUGUGGAUGUUCAUUUAGCCAAUCUGAGUACAGUGUGUGAAAUGCAAUCACCAUGUUGUGUUACCUGGAAUUUGUUAAAAACAUAAAUUAAUAUGAUGCUCAUUGGUUGUUAUGGUUAGAAUUAAACAUGUUUACUCAAGAAUGUUAUUUUUUCUUUUAAAAUGGCUUGUAUUUCCCCGGUUUGCAUUCUGAUUUGUUUUUCUUGUGAAAGUAAAACUUCAUUCUCAAACAUUA